Messenger RNA from Puntigrus tetrazona (Sumatra barb), 4181 nucleotides. RefSeq names its product sema domain, transmembrane domain (TM), and cytoplasmic domain, (semaphorin) 6D (gene sema6ca). The transcript has 18 exons. Gene Ontology annotation, biological process: negative chemotaxis; axon guidance; neural crest cell migration. Lineage: Eukaryota; Metazoa; Chordata; Actinopteri; Cypriniformes; Cyprinidae. The record is from RefSeq and is a predicted model, not a curated record. Bases 98 to 2713 code for a protein of 871 amino acids. Gene Ontology annotation, molecular function: chemorepellent activity; semaphorin receptor binding.
ACCCCGCUUCCUCCAGCAGAUUACGCUGAAUUAUCCCGGAGCGGCGGGGUUUCUGGCGCGCUCAGAUUUGAGGAAAACGAAGAAAAUAUGGAAUAAGAUGGUCUUCGAAGCGAUGCAGAUGACUGACAGGACAUGGCGUUACUCUGUCGUCAUGGCGACGGUCUCUUUAGCCUGGCUUCUCCCAGUCAUCGCUACAGCCACGCCCUUCCCCAGCGAUCUGCAGCCAAUCAGUGUGGUGCGUCUGGAAGAUUCCCAGCGGUUUCCUGGUUUUCAGGGUCUGAGGUUUAAUAAUGACACGGAGCGUCUGGGUCUGGACUAUCAGAGGAUGAUCCGCAUCCAGCAUAUGCUGUACAUCGCUGCCAGAGACCAUGUAUUUGUUGUCAAUCUCACCACUGCAGUCGAUCAGAUCAUCCCACAGCAGAUCCUGACGUGGAGAUCUACAGACGUGUCGAAGUGCACCGUGAGAGGCAGAAACAGCGACGAAUGCUAUAACUACAUCAAAGUUCUUGUGCCUCGUAACGACGAGACUCUGUUUGCGUGCGGAACGAACGCUCUGAACCCGGCCUGCAGAAACUACAGAAUGAGUUCUCUGGAGCAGGUCGGUCAGGAGCUGCUGGGUCAGGCCCGAUGUCCGUUCGAGUCUCGCCAGUCCAACGUAGGAGUGUUUGCAGGCGGUCACUUCUACUCGGCCACGGUGACGGACUUCCAGGCGAGUGACGCUGUGAUCUACAGGAGUCUGGGUGGAGAGGGUCGACCCGUCCUUCGGACCGUCAAAUACGACUCCAAAUGGCUCAGAGAGCCUCACUUCCUGCAUGCCGUUGAAUAUGGAAACUACGUGUAUUUCUUCUUCAGUGAGAUCUCGGUGGAGCACACCGGCGCUGGGAAGGUGGUGUAUUCUCGCGUGGCUCGUGUGUGUAAGAACGACAGCGGCGGCUCCACUCGGGUGCUGGACCGUCACUGGACGUCGUUUCUGAAGGCCCGUCUCAACUGCUCCGUUCCUGGAGACACGUUCUUCUACUUCGACGUCCUGCAGUCUCUCACCAGUGUGCUGCAGAUCAACCAGAGGCCUGCCGUGGUCGGGGUCUUCACCACACAGAUCAACAGCAUUCCAGGCUCAGCUGUGUGUGGGUUUUAUUUGGAUGACAUCGAGCGAGUGUUUAAUGGGAAGUUUAAGGAACAGAAGAACAGUGAUUCAAUGUGGACGCCAGUGCCUGAGGAACACGUGCCCGAACCACGUCCAGGGUCAUGUGCAGGUGAAGGUUCAGCUUCCUCCUACUCCUCUUCUGCUCAGUUUCCAGACUCUGUGCUGUCAUUCAUUAAGACACAUCCGCUGAUGGACGAGUCUGUGCCGUCAAUCAACAGCCAACCACUGAUCACCAGCACCGCCAGCAGGUGUAAGCUGACUCAGAUUGUGGUGGAUACAGCGGCUGGGCCUCAUAAGAAUCACAGCGUUGUGUUUCUGGGCUCUGAAGACGGACGCGUCCUGAAGAUCCUGACCAACAGCUCACACAGCUCCAGACUCCUGGAGGACAUCCUCGUCUUUAACCCCGCACAGUGUGCUGGAGAGCGUGCUGUGUUGGGUCUGGAGCUGGAUAAGGAUCAUCACGCUCUGUUUGUGGCGUUUUCCAGCUGCAUUAUCAGAGUUCCUCUGAGCCGCUGCGCUCAACACACCACCUGCAAGAGACGCUGUCUCCAGACGUUUGACCCGUACUGCAUCUGGCUGCGGACGGGACGCUGUGCUGACGUGGCUCCUGGGUUCAAGGCGGGGUUCGAGCAGGAUAUCGAUGGUGACCAAUCACCUUCAUUUGACACAUGCACAGACGUGAUGUCAGCCGCAGGAAGUGAUGUGAGCUCCGCUGUGGAUUCAGCCUCUGGUGUGAAGCAGCUCCCUGACUCAGCGGGGCUUCACUACACUCUUCUGGGCGCGUGUGUGCUGGUGGCAUUCGUGUUGGGUGCCGUCGUGUCGGGCCUGCUGGUGUCCUGUUACUGCGCCCCGAGAUCCCGGCAGUCCCCGGAGCCCGAGGCGUCUCUUCAACACGCCCUCUCGCUCAGCAGCCUCGCCAAGCUCAACCGCCUCAUAGACUCCAAACCAGACAAGAUGUACAGCGCCGGGCCGCCCUGCCGCCAGCCGCCCGCUAAACCGCUUCCUGAGGAGGAGGAGCUCGCCUCGGACCUGCCCACCCCGGACUCCACCCCGGAGCUGCCGAUCAAGAACCUAAAGGCUCUAAACAGCCAAUGGGAGAGAAGCCACGCCCACAGCUCCACCCUGAAGCUGUUUCCCACCAAUCAGACGCUUCCCAGCCAACGAGACGAACCGGAAGUUGCUUUAAUGAGUUCAUCCUCGGGGUCACCGCUCACGCCCACAUCGUAUUACAGCUGCCUAAAGGAGACGGGCGAAAGCUCGGCGUUUCAGCAGACUCCGCUGCAGACGCUUCCCGAGCGCCAGGUCCUCAUCAAAAUAGACAGCGGCGUCGCGACCGCCCGCACGCACAGCUUCAAGCAGAAGCAGCCGCACGCGGGAAACCUCUACGAGCUUCACGGGCCGCUGCUGACGGGCGGCUCGUGUCUGACCCGACAGCACAGCUACAGCGAGCCUCCGCUGCUCCAGCGGGCCGCCAUCAUCAGACGCACGGCGUCGCUCAAACCACAGAUCCCACCCAAACCCGCACACAUACCCCCCAAAACACUGCAGCACGCCAAACACAGCUGCUGACCUCUGACCCCGCCGGCACGCCGCAGGUCAGGGGUCAACCACGCGGCGGGCUUGGGAGUGAAUACUAGCAUACCGAAUACAGCACAGUGUAUGAUGUGUACAGCAAGCACUUUAUGUUGCAUGCUUAAUUCAGGAUUUGGCAUCCUGCCGGCUUUCAAAUAAAAAGGUUAUUUUGCAUUUAUAAUGCGGUUUGGUUUCCUUUGACAGAAAUCAAACACAGCUGGAAACGAGCUGUUUUUUGCAGAGACAUCUAAAAAAAUUCUUAAAGGAAAAAAUUAUUUUUUUAGGCUAUUAAUAAUAAUACUGGAUAUAUUGGAUAAUACUUUUUUUCCCCUUUCUUUUAAUUGCAUAUUUAUUUUUGCAGAUUCAUGGAUUCAAGGAUAUCCUAACUAAAAUAUUGCUUAACGGUUUUCAGGAGUUCAAAUUUGUAACUUUUUUUUUUUUUUUUUUUUCUUUGAGAAGAUGUUAAACGUUCAAGCGUUUAGUGUCUUUCACACAGCUCUGGUUUUAAACCCUUGACACUGUAUAUAGCAAACACGAGCUCAUCAUGUUGAGUUUAAUUAUUCAGCAUCUAAUUAACUUGGUUAUGUUGCUUUAACACAAUUUUGGAUGCAUCAAGAAGUCUUGACAAAUAGGACUUUGAGUUUAUCCUAAUUUGAAAGACUUGAUGAUCAUGAUUUUUAAAUAACUAAUUUAUUCAAAAAGUCAAAUCGAAUUGCAUUGCAUUGUGGGAUACAGCAUAUUGGUAUGUAUGCCAUGACUGAUGCACGGUCUGCAGGAUGAGUAUGCUAGUAUCUCUUCUGAACAUGAGUCAGAAAACCAAUGCAGUCGAGUGUGUUUCUGCACCAGUGACUCAACAGUAAUGUGUGUGUGUGUGUGUGUGUGUGUUUCUAUUGAGAGGAGGAAGUGACACGAGCCGGACUGAACUCUUAUCGCUGGAUCACGCUCACCAGUGAAGUCUCCAUUAUUGACGUUAUUAACACAGAGGUCGAGCUGCAUUAAUGAGAUCUAAUGUGUUUUGCAUUGACUUGUGCCUUACAUGAGGUCAGAGGUCAGAGGUGAGGAUGCCGCCGAUCGGCUGGAGCUGGACCUCGUGGAGAGCAGGGCUUCAUGGACUCUUUCACACAGGUUUCUUUGAGAUGUAAAUGUCGUCAUCACUGUUUCGAGAGCCUCUGAAAACACUGGUGACUGCUGAAGUAUUUACUUUGAGUAUAUAUUCACAAUUUGCAUUUCGCUCGCAAAGAACACGUUUCAUCAGAAAAUGUUGAUUAUUUUGGGGCCUGCAGUAGACAGAGCGACAGGAAGUGAUGUCAUGUUUAUGUUGAUGAGCUAGAACUAAUGAGUAAUAAAUGCUAGGCUCUCACACAGCGGGGAUUGCUGAAGGGUUUAUUUAUUUUGCAAAACAGCCUAAACCAGACUCCAUGUUUGAUUUUAAUAAAGGUUAUUGCCACAAUAAUAAAAAAAUUAA